Messenger RNA from Eruca vesicaria subsp. sativa (arugula), 714 nucleotides. The record is from the annotation of a GenBank genome assembly. Lineage: Eukaryota; Viridiplantae; Streptophyta; Magnoliopsida; Brassicales; Brassicaceae.
GGCUCCUCGUAGGUGCUUUUGGUUCCCGAGCAAAUCUAGUGAAACAGAAAGAGGAGAUGGAGACUUCUCUGAGGUACUCAAAAAGCUCAAGGUCUCUGAGAAUCCAUGCCAAAGAGAAGCUCCAUGUGCACUCCAAAACUCAUUUGCAGCUUCAUGGAGAGCUAGAUACACGGUCUGGGGCGCCAAGUUACUUCUGUGCUAUGAUAAGACACCUUUUCCAUAAGGAUUCAACAAACAUUGGAGUAGGCUUGCAUUAUGAUAAAAGCGAAAAGCUUCGGGGUCUUGUGCGUGGGAAAAUGAAGUUCCCUGUGAGAACUGAUAAUCUUUUAACCUUAAACAUUAAAGGAAGAUGUGAUUUUGACCAGGAGUUCAAUCAGAGGAACCCGAAAGGAGCUGCUGAAUUUGAUUUGAACAUAUGGAAGUUUGAGAAAGAUCAGGAUUUACGCCUCAGAGUUGGCUACGAGAUGUUUGAGAAGGUCCCAUAUAUGCAGAUUAGAGAAAACAACUGGACUCUUAACACGAACUUGAAAGGAAAAUGGAAUGUGAGGUUUGAUCUAUAAGGAGGGGAAACAUAAACAGCAACACACAUUUAAAGUAAGAUUACAUUUUAUAUUUGAUCAUUUUGAGAAAUGUUUUACUGAUUGAAGAAACUCACUUUUAUUUAACCAAAUUGAUAGCAAAUCUGAAGAUCUUUUGUUUUGUUAUCACUUAUCA